AUGGACAGUAAUUGGACUGCCUUGCUCUCAGAUGUUUCCCUCUCAGUUGCCUCCUUCAAAUGGUGCUCUGGCUUCCUCCCACAGUCCAAAGACAUGCUCAUGAGGUUACCUGGUGACUCAAAAUUGUCCUUGACAGCAUCAGGCCUGCAGAUGUUGCUGUGCUUUCCUCCAUUGGACUUCACAUGCACAGAGCUGCUAUCUUUGUUUAACCCAGCCUUGAUCAGCCCUCUGUUAGAACAAACAAACCUGUACAGCUCUCAGUUUGUUCAGCACAGCUCUCUUGUAGAGCAGGCAAAGGAAGUGUCACUUUACCUCCAAAACCAUCAGGUAGGAGUUUCAAAGAAGAACGUGACUGAUGAUAAAGACUGGAAGCUGCUCCUUCUCUUUGUUCAGGUGGAUCAGCUCUGUGCCUGUGAUCACCAACAGGUUCACUCUGUUAUUAGAGGUGUGGUUAACGACGUGGAUGAUGCUCUGCAGCUGCUGCACACUCAGCUAAAGAGGACUAUUGUCAGUGUUGCCUUGUGGGAUGGAGAACAUGACAGUUUUAACAAGGUGUGUCCAUGCAUGGAGGCAAAAAGUGAUGGAGAAGUCAGACUGCAGAAGGCCCUGCUGAGUCACGCUCUGCAGGAGUCCUUGGAUGACCUCCUGGUGAAGAAGCACUGGUUCACUGAUGGAGAAGACUUCACUGUGAUUCUGCAGGACACGCCAUUCAUCCCAGACAUUUCAUCUGUUACUAGUGGAAAGCCUCUCUCUGCGUCACAGGCAUCACAACAAACUGAUAAACUGUUGGUCCAGAUGUGGACAAACCUGCUGCAGCCCACAAGUGACCAACAUAGCAUGGAUGACAAUGGAAAGAUCAUUGCAUUGCCGUGCCCAACUGAGGGCCGACCCUUCCUUAGGACGGAGGGAAACUCUCCCUCAUAUCACCACAGCGAUGCCUCUCUUCUUGUUGAUCCAUUUACAGGCACAGAGAUGCCCUGUGAGGACUUCGGUCCCUCGCCUUCCAUACCCAAAACAGUCCAUGAACUCCGACCAGGUGAUAUUAAUGUGGUGGCUGCUGUGGGAGAUUCUCUAACAGCAGGGAAUGGUAUACCCUCCAGCCCCAACAACAUCCUGGAUGUCCUGCAGCAGUACAGAGGACUGUCCUGGAGUAUUGGUGGAGACAAAAACCUCACAACUGUCACAACACUGCCCAACAUUUUGAAGUAUUUUAACCAGAACGUGACAGGAUACUCUCUUGGCAAGGGUCGACAGCACACUCCUCAAGCUUUCCUCAACCAGGCUGUGGCUGGAGCUAAGAGCAAGGAUGUACUGCCACAGGUGAAAGCCUUGGUGGCGCGGAUGAAGAAUGACUCUAGAAUCAAUUUUGAAUCAGACUGGAAGGUGAUCACCUUUUUUAUUGGUGGAAAUGACAUCUGCGACCACUGCUACAACUCUCUGCUCUACUCUGUGGAUAAUUAUAUCCGUAAUGUUCAAAUCAGCCUGGAUUAUUUACAUAAAGAGGUCCCCCGUGCUCUGGUGAAUUUAAUAGAGCCUCUCCAUAUUGUCCCUUUAAGAGAAAUUCAUACGGAUGCCUCAGCUAAAUGUCCAACUUGGCUGGUAAAUAUUUUGUGCCCUUGCGUUAUCUUGCCAAAGGAAAACUCAGUUGCACUUCAAAUGGUGGAGGACAUCAACAGAGGCUAUCAGCAAGCAGUGUAUGAGCUGGUGGAGUCUGGCCGAUAUGACACCCGCUCAGACUUUACUGUGGUCAUCCAGCCUUUCUUCAAGGAAGUCUAUGUUCCCAGACUGCCGGAUGGCCGUCCUGAUCGCUCCUUCUUCAGUGCUGACUGCUUCCAUCUCAGCCAGAAAGCCCAGACACUGAUGGCUCGAUCCCUCUGGAACAACAUGCUUGAACCUCUGGGCAAUAAAACUUCCAAGCAGGAUUUUUCUUUUGAGGUUGAGCUUAAAUGUCCAACCAAGACUUCACCUUACAUUCGGACCUACAACAACAGUGAUUACUCAUAUGGUGGUCCUGCUCCUACACCUGACCCUAUCACAAACUGGGGAAGUGACUUUACCUGUGUGGACCUCGCUCCAUCUGACACUGCGCCAACUUCAGUUCACAAGCUGAGACCAGCUGACAUUAAGGUGGUGGCAGCCCUGGGAGACUCAAUAACGGCAGGAACUGGCGCCAAAGCAAAGACUGUGUUUGACCUCAAUAAGGAGUAUAAAGGGGUUUCGUGGAGCAUUGGAGGAGAUAAGACUCUGGAGACUGUCACAACACUACCAAACAUCUUAAAGAAGUUCAACCCCGCCUUAAAGGGCUUCUCCAAAGGCACUGGCUCAAGACAGAAGGCUUUCAACAUGGCUGUAGCUGGAGCUAAAACCUCAGCGAUCUCUGCACAAGCCCAAGCUCUCAUCAAGGCCAUGAAAGAACACAAGGAGGUGAACUUUGAGAAUGAUUGGAAACUUGUGACCAUAUUAGUGGGAGGAAAUGAUCUUUGCAGUCACUGCAUUGACCAAAAUAGUCUGUCACCUCAGAACUACAGCCACAACCUCAUGCUCAGUUUGGACAUGUUAUACAACGAGGUACCAAGGCUGUUGGUUAAUGUUGUGGAGCUGUUCCAGAUAGAAACACUGAAAACAGUUAAAAAGAACACACUUGGCUGUUCCCUCCUGCAGAGGACCAGCUGUCCAUGUGUCAUUAACCCAGCUGAAAACUCACCUGAGGUUCAAGUGAUAAGACGAAUCAAUCACGAGUACCAGGCCGAGAUGCAGCAACUUAUCUCUGGAGAUAGAUAUGAUGGAAAAGAAGACUUCGCUGUUGUCCUUCAACCCUUUUUACAAAACUCGUUCAUCCCUCAAACUGGAGAGGGAGAGGCUGACACCAGUUUCUUCUCAGUGGACUGUUUCCACAUCAGUGAGCGAGCUCACGCAGAGAUGGCCAUCGCUCUGUGGAACAAUAUGUUGGAGCCUGUGGGCAGAAAGCAGGCCUACAACAACUUCACAUAUGACCGCUCCAAGAUCCAUUGUCCCUCUGAGGCUAACCCCUUCAUCUUCACUAAAGUCAACAGCCUACCAAGUCCACCAGUGACCCUCACCACCACCUCUGGUCCCUUUACCAUCAUGUCCAGCCCUGCAACAACCAUCCCUGCGCCCGUGUGCUCCCUCUCUUUACCUGUGUGGGUGCCAGUGAUAACAGGCAUUCUCUGCUCACUGGCUGGCAUUUUUGUUGCCUGGGUUUUCCUCUCAAGAUGUAACAAGCAGAAAAACAAAAUGGAGAAAGCAGUGGAACUUAAAGGAACGGGCUUUUAAAGCAGUUGUUCCUACCAGGCUGUCUAUUAUAGAGAGGAUAUUUAAGCCUUAGAACUUUAUCACAAAAUGUGUUACCACUGGAGGGCAGACUUUAUAGAAUAAAUACAUGUAGGAAACAUGACAGCCAUCUGGCCAACUGUUGGAUAUUUUUCCAGUCUUGACAAAUUACUCUGGGUCUCUUUAACUUCUUAAAACACUGUUGCUUGUUUUUUGGAACAGCUGAUUUGAUUUUGGACUUGCAUUUUCAGUUUGUGAAACCAAACUUGCCUAAAAAUUUGAAAGUAUAAGACAGUGAACCCAAGUAAAGCAAUAGAGGCUGUACACAGACAGACUGGGUGUACAUUUUUGAUUGAAGCUGCUGUAUAAGCCAGACGUUCAUGUUGUAGUAAAUAUUAUGGUUAGAUUUAAAAGUACGUCUUAAUGGCAAAUAUGUGUUAAAUUUGUUUAUUGCUUUAUAAAAAUGUUUAAUGUUUUCCAUAUGGACUCCUCUGACCUUGC
Cheilinus undulatus (humphead wrasse) is the source of this 3792-nucleotide messenger RNA. RefSeq names its product phospholipase B1, membrane-associated-like. Gene Ontology annotation, biological process: phospholipid metabolic process. The coding region runs from base 1 to 3294 and encodes 1097 amino acids. Gene Ontology annotation, molecular function: glycerophospholipase activity. The record is from RefSeq and is a predicted model, not a curated record. NCBI's taxonomy places the organism in Eukaryota, Metazoa, Chordata, Actinopteri, Labriformes, Labridae. The transcript is spliced from 42 exons.